Ostertagia ostertagi is the source of this 1608-nucleotide messenger RNA. Lineage: Eukaryota; Metazoa; Nematoda; Chromadorea; Rhabditida; Trichostrongylidae. The record is from the annotation of a GenBank genome assembly.
GACAAGCCGUCGUUUCUCAAGGAGGUUCCGAAAACUCCAACGCCUCAGUUAUCCGAGGAAGGUUCCAGUACUAUCAAGCCUUUGCCUAUCGGCGAACGUUCCAGUACUACCGAGUCUCCGCCUCCCGACAAAGGUUCCAAAACUACAAAGCCUCCGCCACCGGGCGGAACCUCUAGUGCUACUGAGCCUACGCCACCCGACGAGGACUCUAAAAUUCAAGCGGUAAAAAUUCUAGGGAGCUACAACUUGUCUGUGAAGCCAUACUUACCUUUGUAUGAGAGCGUUCCAACUGAGCGGCCGAUGACCUUUGACGGUGAAGUUGAAAUAAGAGCGAAUACAAAUGAGCGUGUGGACGAAAUUGAAUUAAAUAUGUUGGAUAUAGAAAUUAUUGAGGAACGCUGUGCAGUUAUUGUGGAUAACAGGUCUAUAAAUAUUCGUAAUAUUUCCGUGAGCAGGGAGUACCAAAAAGUGGUAUUUAGCAUGGACGAAUUCAUCGAAAAAGAUGAGGAGCUCAAGAUUAAGAUAGGCUAUACUGGCGCUAUCAUCGAAGGCAUGCUCGGCUUUUAUGGAUUCGUGUAUACUGACAGCAAUGGCUCAAUCAAGGUUGGCGCUACUACACAGUUUGAACAAGCACAUGCCAGGAAAAUGGUGCCCUGUUUUGAUGAGCCAUCCUUCAAAGCGCCAUGGAGUGUUACUGUGAUUCAUCCGCAAGGAACCACAGCUCUAUCCAAUGGUAUAGAGUUUCGAGUGUGGUCACAACCACAAAGGAUAAAUGAGACGUCGUACGCAUUGGAUUUCGGAGUCAAAUGUUUGGAAUUUUUCGAAGACUUCCUCGAAAUCAAGUAUCCAUUGGAUAAACUAGAUUUUGUCGCACUGCCGAGAUUUCGUGCGGGCGGCAUGGAGAAUUGGGGUCUGAACAAUUACAAGUACGUCAGUUUUCUGUGGUUUGGGAACUUAGUGACAAUGCGUUGGUGGAGCGAGUUAUGGUUGAAAGAAGGAUUCUCGGAUUUUAUGGCAUUUCUCGCACUGGAAAAAAUCACAGAUCGUGGCAGAGCAGAGGCUGACUACUUCCUUACGAGCUCGCUAGAAGUAGCGUUUAUGGCUGAUGCUGGCUCUUCAACUCAUCCCUUGAAAUGGCACGCGGAAAAGCCUAGUGAGUUGAUGGAUGGAGUCAGUGCGAUAUCGUACAAGAAAGGAGCCUCUUUCCUUGUUAUGACUGCUGCCAUUUUGGGAGCAGAUGACUUCUACAAAGGAGUGAAGAUAGGAUUUCCUUUGAUAACUGUAAGAUCGAUCAACGAUAGUACAUUUGAAAUUAGCCAAGAACGCUACAAAAAGGAUCCUACGGAGGCAGACCCCCCAAAGUACAACAGUUCAGGGCACAACUUCCAAUGGGACGUGCCCUUGUGGUACCAAUUAAAUCACGAACCGGUGAAGUUGACUUGGCUGCGUGCAAUAGAUGGACCUCUUUACAUCUCGGCCGACACGGUAAACACAACUAUAGUUGUUAAUGCGGAUCGUUACGGCUUCUACAGGCAAAACUACGAUGUCGAGGGCUGGAAGAAAAUCGCCAAGCAGCUUUUGGAAGACCACACGGUACCUGAUUUCUCC